Diorhabda carinulata is the source of this 1613-nucleotide messenger RNA. Its product is annotated as alpha-amylase-like. The transcript has 7 exons. Gene Ontology annotation, biological process: carbohydrate metabolic process. Lineage: Eukaryota; Metazoa; Arthropoda; Insecta; Coleoptera; Chrysomelidae. The record is from RefSeq and is a predicted model, not a curated record. Gene Ontology annotation, molecular function: cation binding; alpha-amylase activity. The coding region runs from base 59 to 1573 and encodes 504 amino acids.
UUGAAAUUGAAGUCAAUAUUUUAUUCGACUUGUCGCUAUGCAUAUAUUUCAAAACUAGAUGAUAAAAUUAUUUAUUGGUGAUUCCAUAUUGGUAGUUUUGAUCAUGACGUUGAACGUGUAUGUUGUGUUUAUACAAAUUAUAUCAAUUAAUUAUGCUCUGGGACAAUUCGAUCCUCAUUUUACUGGAAAUAAAAAUGUAAUUGUGAAUUUGUUUGAGUGGAAGUGGUCUGAUAUUGCCAAAGAAUGCGAAAACUUUCUUCAAUAUAAUGGAUAUGGAGCAGUACAGACCUCACCUCCUAACGAAAAUUUGAUCCUACCCAACAGACCUUGGUACGAAAGAUAUCAGCCGGUCAGUUAUAUUUUGAAAACUAGAUCAGGUAAUGAAGACGAUUUCAAAGAUAUGACAAAGCGAUGUAAUGCAGUAGGAGUAAGGAUAUACGCUGACGCAGUUAUCAAUCACAUGGCGGCAGCUGAUGGUGUCGGAACAGCAGGAAGUAUUUCCAGUUCCAAAGCUGGACAUUUCACUGCAGUGCCUUAUGGGCCCGGAGAUUUUCAUGAAAGAUGCGGGAUUAACAAUUAUCAAGAUCGAGAAAAUGUUAGAAACUGUGAGCUAAAUGAGCUUAGGGAUCUUAAUCACGCCAAAAAGUACGUCAGGGAGAAAAUAUGUGAUUAUCUCAAUAAUUUAGUUGAUAAUGGAGUAGCAGGAUUUAGAAUUGAUGCCGCCAAACAUAUGUGGCCUGAAGAUCUCUAUCAAAUUAUUCAAUGUGUGAAGAAUCUUAGUACAGCGCACGGCUUCAAACCUAAUGAACGCCCUUUUGUGUAUCAGGAAGUUAUUGACUUGGGAGGUGAAUCAUCUAAAGCAACAGAUUAUACACACAUUGGAGCUAUAUUAGAAUUCAAAUAUUGCUCAAAAUUAUCAAACAUAUUCAAGGGAAAUGAUAAAUUGACUUAUUUAUCUGGAUGGGGAGUCCCUUGGGGCUUUUUGGACAAAGGUAUCGCCGUUGUAUUUGUAGAUAAUCAUGAUAAGCAGAGAGAAGAGGGUCACUUAACAUAUAAAAAUAGUAAAAAGUACAAGAUGGCUAACGCGUUUAUGUUAGCUCAUCCGUAUGGGAUUCCUAAAGUGAUGUCUAGCUACGCUUUCGAUAAUAGUUUUCAAGGCCCACCCAAAGACAUUAACCACAAUUUGCUAUCUCCAAUUACUGCUAAGAAUACUUGUGGAAAUGGAUAUAUUUGUGAACAUCGUUGGAGACAGGUUUAUAAUAUGGUUAAAUUUAAAAAUCUAGUCGGCGACUCUCCAAUAACAAAUUGGUGGUCGAAUGGCGAUCAACAAAUAGCUUUCUCUAGAGAUAAAAUUGGUUUUGUUGCAUUCACCAAUUGGGGAGACCUAAAAGCGAAACUACAAACAGGUCUUCGUAAGGGAAAGUAUUGUGAUGUAAUAUCGGGCGAUGUUGAUAAUGGAAAAUGUACUGGAAAAACUGUUGUAGUCGAACAAGAUGGGAAAGCCGACAUCAACCUAUUGGCAAAUGAUGAAGACGGAGUACUGUGUAUUCAUAUAAAUUCUAGAAUUUCUUAAAACUAAUAACAUUCAAUAAAAAUUUUUUAGAUUUCUCAAA